Amoebophrya sp. A120 is the source of this 2421-nucleotide messenger RNA. NCBI's taxonomy places the organism in Eukaryota, Dinophyceae, Syndiniales, Amoebophryaceae. The record is from the annotation of a GenBank genome assembly.
AUCUACGUUUGCACAAGGCAACCCAUCAGGCACGCGCUACUUGAAAAUGUAUUAGUGAUGCGAGAGUGGCGCCGCUGGUUGCGCGAUUUUAUGCGAUUCCCUGAAUUAUGGCGACUAGUCGCGGAAUUUCUUCACGCGAGCAACGCAUCCUGCGAGGUCUGCUAUUCAGCGGCGGAUGCGUUGUUGUACUGAUUGGCGUGCAGAUGCUCACCUUGCUCUUCUCAAGCAACCCGGACUGCGCCUACGACAAGCGGGAAUGGCAACUGACAUCAACAAUAGCACCGGGACGGGUUGACGGCUACGAGACCUUGGAGAGAACAGUUGCACCACCUUCAAGUUCACACACCACUUCGCCGAGCACAGUAUCGGCAAAAGAAGGCCACGAGACUAGUACCCAAUAUGCUUUCAUCGAUUCUGACGGCACAGCGUUCGAGGUCUUUCGAGCAAUUUACCCUGGCGCGCAUCGCUUCCAGCUCUACACCUUUGACUGUAGCACUGUAGCGGGAGAUGGGGCCUACAACUAUCUAUCCCACUUCCAGCUCGGGGCGGUGGCUCCGGUGCCCGUUGGGCGACUUCCUUGCGAAUGGAAGGCUGUCGCAUCGGGAAGUGGAGGGAAAAAAGACAAAGAUACGAAAGCGCUUGCACCAUUGAAGACGGGAGCUGCGGCAUCUGAUCCUCCCUCGUCUGACUCGAAACGGAAGUCCGACCCUCCUCUCUUCGAGUGGCUGAGGCAAACUUUUUCAUCACAAGACGAAAUAGUGCUGCGAAUCGGGCCCGGGGAAACCUCUCUACUCCAGCUGGCGCAAACCCUUUUGCAUCGCGCAGAUGAGCGGCAGAAGCUGCUGCUCGACGGACUUCCGUCGUCGUCCUCCAACGCACAGCCCUUGGUCACUUUCCGAAAGCUCUAUUUGACAGAAGACCAUUUAGGUUCGGGCGCACAAGGCGAUGGGACAGGUAAUGCGGGCGAGCAGGGCGGCGCGCCUCUUCUUGGUGGUGGCGCGUUCGAAGAAGAGUCAGGUGGAGGACCAAAUUUCAAAGUCGGUAACGCUGCGGCUCAAUCGCCGCUUUUUGCGGGCAGCAGUGGAUUGACGGCGCUCCUCGGUAAUAAUCGAGUGCUGCUAUGGCCACAGGAAGGCAACCCCAGCGACAUGCUUGCGUUGAACUCCCUCCACAGUAACGCAAAUCAUCCGGUUCUGCGGACCUGUAUCGGCGAUGACGAAGAGGACGGGAAUGUAGUGCUCGGACUGAAAAUCGGAUCAGAGAGAGGACCGGCGCAGGAUUUUGUCAAUAGCUGGCUGGCCGAGACUGCUUUGUAUGACACCGCCGCGGCUGAGCAGGAAACUCCUUCGAAGCGCAAGCGAAAGGAGAAAAAAGACAAAAAUGAGAAGACAACAAAAUCUUCAGGCCAGCUCGCAGUCUUCGUUUUCGCAGACUUCGUAGAGCAGUUUCCUGACUUGGUGCGGAAUUGGCAAAAAGCAGGUCUGUCCGUGCAGGCACGAAUACGGGAGCGCGCAGUGUAUGGGCAGAAGGAAGAAUUGGAACGCGAGCUGGUGCAGUCUUUCCGGAUCUACCGGCGUACUCUCGAUCCAGCGCCCAAGCUACUCUUAGUAGAAGACCCAGGCGCGUUGCCAACGCUGUUGAAAGUUAGCGCCGGGAAGCUUGACUGGCAAUUGGUGCAGCCAAGAUUGGUCAUUCCGCCCAUACAACAGCCCGCGGCAGUGGAAGCAGAGGAUCCCGAGCGCAAUCGAGGGUAUUUUGGAUCUAGCUCUGCAACGGCUUCGCUGUCUCAACUGUUAGCAGAUCCACUGGAGAACGCGAUUCGGAAACCCCUUGCAGACGCGCGGCAGGAGGGAGGCCUGCUGUUGCUUGACCCUCUGCUAUUCGUGGAGCUGGUGCCGCAGCUGGUAAGGGAAGCGAACGCAGCGGAAAUAAGGUUCCGCAGUCUGGAUGACUGCAGGCGCAGUAAUAACUUUCGUGGGAGCCUGAACACGCUCACAUUGGUCUAGAAGCACAUCCGGACAUGGCAUUUUGGCGAAACCGCACAGGCGGCGAAGCAGAACGGCUAGACGGGCGGCGCGGCUCUCGGGUGCUGAUGGAGUGACGGGCGAGUUCGCGGAGAGGGAGGGAGAGCAGCUCCUCGGAUGCACAAUUGACGGCAGUGGGAGAAGGCGUUGGCGCGGUUGACAGCAGGCGGCGUAAAUAUUUCAUACCCUUGCAUUUGUGUUUGGAAUUGAGAUUUUAUCUACCCCUGAGGCAGUAGCAGGAAGAUCGUUGCUCUUGAACUGGUUCGCUGCCUGAAAGCGUGAGAAGCAGCACACCGCAUUAGUAUUGCAAUUGAUUUCGUAAGUAUUCCGUCACAACUGUCCUGUAGUCCGUCGGCUUUACGUUUUCAUUUCGUACUGGUCUGAAGAACUGUUCGUG